This is a messenger RNA of Lingula anatina, 5707 nucleotides long. RefSeq lists its product as uncharacterized. Gene Ontology annotation, cellular component: nucleus. The record is from RefSeq and is a predicted model, not a curated record. Gene Ontology annotation, molecular function: metal ion binding; RNA binding. Gene Ontology annotation, biological process: negative regulation of DNA-templated transcription. Lineage: Eukaryota; Metazoa; Brachiopoda; Lingulata; Lingulida; Lingulidae.
AUUCAUAUGACGUCAUGCGUGGCGAUCCGCCUAAGCUAGUCCGCCAUCUUUGCCAGCACAAAGAUAUGGGCGUAAAUGCCAUGAAGAAACUGCGUGAAGGCAAACGGAUAAAGGACCUAUUACUUACACAUUCUUAGUAUACUUCAAAGCUCAGAUUGUUAAGUUUAUCUGGGUAUAAGAAUCUUCUCAGUGAAUUGGUUAAAUACUGAGAAAAUGUCCCUUGAAAGUGUGUUUGCCAACCCUCCUCCAUUGGUUAGGGAGGAUAACAAAGAUUCUGGGAUUGAAGACAAAGAAAGUGAGAAAAAUUUGGAACAGUCAGUAAGAGAGCAUGGCAAUAAAAGGACAGAUAUAGUGGAAGGAUAUGGAACAUUGGAUAAUGGAGACAACAAAGGGUCAGAACAUUUGCAAAGAAAUCAAGCUGAUGGCAAUCACAUAGAAGGUGAACAGGAGUGCAUUCCUGGUGAUCUUAAACCUGAAGUGGCAGAUCCAGAGGAUAUGGAGGAAGGGGAAAUCCUAGAAGAUGGCGAAUUAGACAAUGAUGAUGGUGCAGACAGUGAGGAAGCAGAAAUGGUGAAACCAGAAGAGGAAGAGGUGCAACAUCAUGAUGAGCAAGAUGAUGAAAGCAGUGAGGAGGAAGACGAAGAGGAUAGUUUGGAAGAAAAGAAGAGGAAGAAAAAAGAAAGACGUAAGAAAAGAAAAGAACGAAGAAAAGAAAGGGACAGACUGAAAAAGUUGAAGAAAAAGUCCAAGAAGCGUAAGCGAUACAUCGACCAUGAUAAUGUCAACGAUGCUGACCUAGCACAAUCCUGGCCUCCUGUGUCUGCCAGGAAACAGCCUGAACCAUACAGUAGUCCACAGGGCCCAUAUGACAGCCCAUACCGCAGUCCCCCAGGUCCAUAUGGCAGCCCCUACAGAAGUCCACCAGGGCCCUAUGACAGCCCAUACAUGAGUCCUCCAGGACCCUAUGACAGCCCAGAUUAUUCAGAUGAUGAUGAGUAUGGGCCUCCACCAUCCAAGAAAAGUCUGUUGAGUAUGGUGGACGAAGAUUACAUGGAUGUUAACAUUGCAGCAGAUGAGAAACAGGACAUGUUUCAACUGGGAGGACAAAAAAAGGGUGGCAUGUCUGCUGCUGCCAGGCAGAAGAAGCUGGAGAAAAAGAAGAUGUAUUUUGCAAAGCAACAACAGAUGCAAAUGAAAAGAGAGAUGCAGAUGCAGCAGCGCCAAAUGAACAGGCCACAGUGCAAGUUUUAUAAGGAAGGGAAAUGUGCCAAGGGUGAAGGCUGUCAGUUUAACCAUGACUUCACACCACCUAGGAAGCUGGAGGUUUGCAAGUUUUACAUUCAAGGCUACUGUGCCAAGGGAGAGAACUGCAUUUACCUUCACAAAGACUGGCCAUGCAAGUAUUAUCACACUGGACAACCAUGUCAUGAGGGGGAAAAUUGUAAAUUCUCUCAUGAACGGCUGACAGAAGACACCAGACCUUUGCUUCAGAAGGCAAUAGACUUGUCGGAGGAAGAUCUAUUUGAUAUUCAAGGUCCACCUGGUGCCAAAGUUAAGAAACCAAGUCUGUUAGGUUCCCCUCCUCGUCAUAUCAAAGAACAGGUGGAGAGAUUGAAGGAGCAACAGAAAAAGAUUCCAUCCCUUUUUGACAUUAAAGUCACACCAACAGCAUCACUGCUACAGAAUACACAGUCCCCACAAUCAGGACAGCAGCAGCAGCUGAGUCCCAGUAAACUACAAUCAACACCACAACAUCAACAGCAACAACAGCCUCAAGAACAGCAGCAACAACAAUCACAGCUGCAGCCACCACCCAAGACUGCAGUUUCUCAGCAGCAACCACAACAACAACAACAGAUACCACAGCUACAGCAAGCCUCUCCAGUGCCACGACCUGUCAGGCCUGGUUUCUACAAGGAUAUGACUUCUCCUUCCCCUUCUAGACCUGGGCUCCUUGGGGAUGCCCCUAUUGGACCUCCCCGCAUGCCCCCUCCAGGCCCCCCUCCCAGAAUGGCAGGAGUGAUGCCUCCCAGGCCUCCCAUGGGUCCCCUUGGUCCCAUGAGCAUGCCACCCCCAGGGAUGACCCCACUUCCCCCUGCAGCUGCAGCAGUAGUUGCUGCUGCACAACAGGCUGUUGGGUUCUUUGAUGCUUUCUUUGGUCAGCCACCACCACCUAUAGGACUAGACCAGCCACCACCGCCUCUGCUUCAACAACAACAACAACAACAACAACAACAGCAGCAGCAGCAGAUUCCUCAACAGCAGCCACAGCAAGGCUCUGGGGAUGAAAAACAGCAAGGUGAAAUGGAAGGUGAUGGAGAAAACAAACCUUUUGUCAUCCCACCCAACUUGCCACCAAAACAGCGUGAACUUUUUCUGCGCAUACAGCAGCAGCAAAAGGAAAACUUGGCAGAAGCUGAACAAGGUGCUGACCAAACCAAAGAAGCAGAAGAUGAUAAUUGGUAUUCAAGUGAUGAAGAAGAAUCUUCUGGGUCAUCUAAGAAUCAAUUAACAGACAUUUUGAAAAGUAUUAAUCAACAGCCUGCCAAGUCAGCACCCCAGCAACAGCAGCAGCAGCAGCCGCCACCUGCUGUACCAUUAGUGGCAUCAGGGCCAGCACCCCCUGUGUUUGAUAUUGCCAAAAUGCUAAGCGUCAUUAAACAGGGCCCUCCACCACCUCUCCUGCCUGCUGCAGCUCCUGUCAGACCUCUCCUGAGUACACCAGUCACCAGACCAGAUCCAAGGCAACAAGGGAGACAAGAUCCAAGAAAUCAACAACAGCAUCAAGAUCCUAGAAUGCAACUGCAACAACAACAACAACAACAACAACAACAGACCCAAGACCCAAGAGGGGCAAGAAGUGAUCCAAGGAGGCAAAAUGUAUUGAAUACAAUAAACCAGAACCAAUCCUCUUACAACAAAGAACCAGAAAAACUUGAAGUUAUUACGCUAGACAUGAAGUGUCUUGUGCCAUAUCAACUGAAAAUAGUGACUACUGACACAAAAAAGGUGGGCCUACCCCCAGGUAUGGACCCAGCAGACCCUAAGAUUCAAAAUGAUCCAAGGUUAAAAAAAUUACUCAGUCAAAUGGACCCGAGAAUGUUGAGGGUAAAUGGACAAUCCCCAUCAAGGUCUCCCACAGACACUAACAGAGGUUCAAGGGAUCCUAGGGCAGCUGCAGCAGCUGCUCAAGCUCUCACUCCACCCCACAAGCCACAGGACCCAAGGUCACGCCCUGCAGACCCAAGGGUGCCUGCUGCCAGUCAGCUUGGUGCUACAGAAGAAAAAGCUGAAGAAAUCCCCGAGAUGCCUUUAGCAUUACGGCAGCCCCCACCUCUGUCAAUGGCCAAACCAUUACAUUUACAAGGACAGCAAUUGCAGAGGCAGAGAAGCCAACCAGACAACAGUAGUAGUAGUAGUAACAGUAACAAAGUGGAUUACAGAAAUGAUCCAAGAUUUAAGAGGAAAACUUCAAAUGUUCAGCCACUAAUGGGCAGCACACCAGCUUAUUCAAAGGCAGAUCGUUUGGUUUCUAACCAGGAGCAAUUACAACCUGUGCACGAAAAUGGUAAUCAAAGUUUUAAGUUUGAUAAGGAGUCUGUUGAGUACACAUCGCCACUUAGUAUGCCAGAAUCCUCUCAAAAUGAAUCUGGAUAUUCAGCUUACAGUCGGCAAGUUAACGUCUACAGUCGACCUCCCAAGAAAAUGCUUGGUUUAAGUAGAACUAAUCAGAGUUCGAGCUACAGUGGUCAAUCUCCACAGCAGCAGGCCAAUGGGCCACCAAAUAACAGUCUUGGAGACCAAGCUGUUGUGGCUGACCAAGAUCAAAUUAUCGCUGGCUCUACUGGUCAAGAAUCAGAAGUGACUUUAAGGGAUGUGUUUAAAACAAUAGAUCCAACAGCUUCACCGUUUUGCUGACAUACGGAAUAUCCUCUUCUAACAGCAAGAUGAUUCCUUUACUCCACAUUUUUCAUAUCAUUCUUUCCAUAAUUGUAUAUUUCUGCAUGGAUAUCUCCAGUCUAAAUGUUGUGUAGAAGUGAAGAUAAGAUCUGACAGUGACGUAACAUCAUGACCUUUUGUGUCUGUGUAAAAGGAGGUGCAAUUGUGCAAUUUUAUAUGCAGGGUUGAAAUUGCAAUGUCAUUUAAUAAGGUUGAUUUGAAAGAAAGGUCUCAUCCUCAAUAAUGUGUGUCUAUAUAUAAAAGUUUCCUGUAAAAUUGACUGGCAACCUCUUUACUCUUGUUUGUUACUUAAUACGAUUACUUAAGAUUAUAUCCAGUGGAGGUCCUUUCCCUGUAUGUUGUGCAUAAGUGUUGUUGUCAAAAUAUUUAAUGCAAACGAUGUUCGUCAACUUAAAUUUGUGCAUUCACCAGAGCCCUUUCAUUCAAUACUUAAAUAAAUGCAAUUUUAAUAUUCACUAGUUGUACAAAUAACUUUCUCCAUGGAAACUUGUCACAAAUUCAGCUGCCAUUAUGACAAUAAUGGAAGUAGUUGAAUUUGCAAUUUGCGAGCCAUGGCCCAAUUUUAUUUCAGCAUUUUGGUGGAUGUUGCCUUCAAGAAAUGGCCUUUUCCCCUCACUUUAAAAUGUGCACUGACCUUAGUAUGUUGGGGAUUUUGUGUGAAAUGCAAAUUGACCCAAUAAGUUCAAGAGAAGUUGCUAAGGUGCAAAUUAUUGACACCAGAUUCCAGAUUUUCCAUUUUUUUAUCAGCAGCUGAAGCAAUAUCCAGUCAUGACCUAUUUUUCAGUAUUUAACAAGGGCUGGUAUAAGUACUUUAUUGUUUUCUAUAUUGAUACAUUUUUGGUAAAUGCUAAAUACAAUUUACACUUUUUGAAUAGGUCGUUUUCAAGAGCAUUUUCUACAUGUAUGCUGCAUUAAGAAUCGGUUGCAACAUAUCCUUGCUAAUUAAUGAGGCUUUGCUCAUUUGUUACAUACAGAAUGUGUAUCAGUUAUGAUUUCACUUAAAAGAGUAGAAACAGAUCACCGUUGAUUACAUUUAAUUACAUCCAUCAGUUACAGAAUGGAUGCAUUUUCUUAGCAUUUUCUCUUUGAAUGAAGAUACUUGAGAGCCAUUUCCUGCAUGUAUACUUUUAUUGAUUUGAAAUAUUGGUUAAAUGAGAAUGAAGAACAACAAAUUUGAUUAUAAUACUGGAUGUAAAAGCUGUUCCAUAGAGAUGUAUUUAUUUUUUUCCAUUGCUUGUGUUUAAAUUGUUGUUGAGAUAUUUAUUAAAAGGAUCAUGGACAUUUCUAAAUGAAAAGAUUUAUCUACUUUUGACUUCAUCAAUUGUAAAUUUGUUAAUAUGUAUUUUUACCAGAAAUAGUGAUGUACAUAUUUUUGGAAUCCCAUGCAUUUUGAACAAACCAUUGACCUGUGUGACCAGUGACAAAUGUGGUGUAUUCCAUGAGGUUUUAUGUGCUUUCUGAUCCUACAUCUAGUUUUUUUCUGGAUGGUCAGAUUAAAUGAGCUGGUUUGAGACUGACCCCUCUGAAGCUUUGGCUAGCUUUGCCAGGAUAAUGUCAAUAAAUAAUUGUAAUAUUCAUAAUGAUUUUGUUGCUUAAUCCAACUGAUGUUGAAAAUUGUACUUUUGGGUCGAAUGUGCCUCCAAUUGCUGUGGAUAUUGAAAGGUUUCCUUGACCUUGGAAGUUUUUGUCAUCCUGUUCUUAUUUCCAACAUGUGACCAGGCUCAUGCAAUACAAUUUCAGUAAACUU